This is a messenger RNA of Schistosoma spindalis, 864 nucleotides long. The record is from the annotation of a GenBank genome assembly. Lineage: Eukaryota; Metazoa; Platyhelminthes; Trematoda; Strigeidida; Schistosomatidae.
AUGAUUCGUUUAUCUUUGAUGUGUUUAACUUUAAUUAGCUUAACAAUUGCCAGAAAACAUGAAACUUUUGAUGCUCCAUUUAUAAUCGACAAAAAUGGUUCUAUGUUGUUAAACAUUAAUGGAUAUAAUUAUACUUUAAAUGAUAAAUUGACUUUAACAGUGACAGAUGAAAUAUGCGAAACCGAUAUCGACUUUUCUAGACCAAAUGUAAAAGAGAAAAAUGACAAGAAAGGAAUUCGUUUAAUGAGAGUGGUAUGUGAUGAGGAAAUUGAAGGUGAUGAAAGUACAGAGAGUGUAAAAGCAACGACUAAAAAAGAGAAGAAAAAAUAAUUGAUUUUUCAAAAUGAAAAUUUCCAUUCAAUUAUUGGAUAAUUAUCUUUAUUGUUAGAUUAUAUUUUCUGGUUGUAAUUUGCAUAAACAAUUUAAUAAGAAGAAAUAAAUUGUAUUAAAUGACUUUCUAUUGUGUUCUUUGAUAGUUUUCAGUAGAUCAACAAUAAGUAUGAUCUUUGACAAUCUUCUUAAUUAUUGUUUUUUUUUUGUUGUUGUUGAGUAAUUUGUAUGAGUGUUGUAAGUCGGUAACAUAUAAUAGUGAAGGAUUAGAAAUUAGUUGAGGUUAGAUUAACAGUCUAGUUCGUGCUUACAGACUUACUAUUGUUCAACUUCUUGAUAAACAUACUGCAAUUAUGAAAUCAUAAUAAGAUGAAUGAAAUUCGGUUUAAUGUACUCAGGAACUCAUAAAAGUUAUUAGUAUCAUGAAUAAUGAAUUCAAAGAAGCGUGAAACUUGGAUUCACAGUUUCCUGUCGAUUAACUCUGAUUAUCUAAUAUGUUGAGAUAGAUCACACGACGUCGGGUCACUUAGGCUA